CUCUUUUUUUUUUCUUUCUCCUUCUCAAAGAAGCACAGAGAGAUGGAGAACACUGAAGCGACGUCGUCCGGAGAAAAUAAUCCAAAACCAUGGCAAUCUUAUCACACUGUCUACACUAAUGCUAAAGCUGGUAUGGAGGGAGUGGAUAAGGAGAAAGUUCAAAGAAUUGUAUAUGAAAUGAGUAAAGGUUCAAAGUAUUUUCAGAAUGAGGAAAAGAAAGAAGCUUUUAUGAGACAAAAGAUUGAAAAUAUGCGGGUGCAAUGCGCGAAACUAGCUCCGGCCAAUCUGGCUCAUUUUCAGACGGUUGCUGAUAGGAAAAUUUCGGAGCUAGAAGUUACACGCGAUCUUUCUAGGAUUUGGUUGCAUGUAGAUAUGGAUGCCUUUUAUGCUGCUGUUGAAACGUUAAGUAAUCCUUCUUUGAAGGGAAAGCCAAUGGCUGUUGGUGGCUUGUCUAUGCUUUCAACUGCUAAUUAUGAGGCACGGAGAUUUGGGGUUAGGGCCGCGAUGCCUGGUUUCAUUGCGCGUAAAUUAUGUCCAGAGUUGAUUUUAGUUCCGACUGAUUUCAAGAAGUAUAUUCAUUACAGUGAUUUAACAAGAAAAGGUUGGUCAUUUUUUGUUAAGUUUCUAAGGCAUGUUAUUGUAAAUUUUCUGAUCUGCAAAUCUUUAUACAUGUUUUACUUUGAAGUUUUCCAGAAAUAUGAUCCCCAUUUCAUGGCCGCUAGUUUGGAUGAAGCAUAUCUUGAUAUAACUGAUGUCUGUAGAGAUAGGGGCACUACUGGUGGAGAAAUCGCUGAAGAGCUCAGAAACAGUGUGUAUCAAGAGACUGGUCUAACAUGUAGUGCUGGGGUUGCCGCAAAUCAAUUGCUUGCAAAGGUUUGCUCAGAUAUUAAUAAGCCGAAUGGACAAUUUGUUCUACCAAAUGAUCGGACAGCCAUCGUAACAUUUAUAUCCUCCCUCCCUAUAAGAAAGAUUGGAGGCAUCGGUAAGGUCACUGAACAUAUUCUGACGGAUGUCUUAGGAAUAAAAACAUGUGAGGAUCUGCUGCAAAAGGGUGGAUUCCUCUGUGCACUGUUUUCUCAAUCAACAGCAGAUUUUUUCCUCUCUGUGGGACUGGGGCUUGGGAGGACAGAUACACCUCAAGCCAAGUUUAGAAAAAGUAUAAGUAAUGAGAGAACUUUUUCUGCCACAGACAAUGAGGCAUUUCUUUAUCAGAAAUUAGCUGAAAUUGCAGAGAUGCUAUCUUCUGAUAUGCAAAAAGAAGGGCUUCAUGGUAGGACAUUGACUCUCAAAUUGAAAACCGCAUCCUUUGAGAUACGAAGCAGAGCUGUGACUUUACAAAAAUAUAUUUGUUCAAGUGAAGACAUAUUGAAACAUGCUUCGAAGCUGCUAAAGGCUGAACUUCCCGUCUCUUUAAGACUGAUAGGCUUACGGGUGUCUCAUUUUAGUGAAGACAAGGCUGAGGCUCUAUCUGAUCCAACACAAAAAACUCUGAUGAACUUCAUUGUAACUGGCGAUGCAUCUAGAAAAAAUAUAAUGGGUCGAAGCUCGUUGGCUUCAGAUUGUAGCGAUCAGCCCUUCACAGAUGACAUAGAAACUGCCUUUUCUACCGACAGUCGUGAGAUUCAACAUGAUGAAACUAGAGAUUCAUUAAAUGUACAGGAUUUGGAUGGUCAUAACUGCACAAUCAGUAGUAACAUAGAAGUGAAUACUAGGGAUACGGUAAGAUGUAACACAGAAUUUACUUCGCCUGAGCAUACUGAUGGGAGAAAUGCGGACACGAGCAAUGAGGCUGUCUUACCCAAAUGCAAAAAUGAACUCUUUUGGAUUGAUGACUACAAAUGUUCAUUUUGCGGAAUUGAAAUGCCACCAGAUUUUGUUGCGGAAAGGCAAGAACAUUCUGAUUUUCAUUUCGCCGAGAGGCUUCAGAAUGAGGAGUCUAGCAUCAAUACUAGAACUUCUAUCCCGAGGCAAAGGUUAGUAAGCAAGACCGACGCCUCUGGCCAAAGCACACAGAAGAAGGCCAAGCUGUCCCGGGAUAAAAGUCAUAUUUCCAUCGAUAUGUUCUUUACAAAGAGCAAUCAGAAUUUCUAGUAUUCUUAUCAUGCGUAUUUAUAAGUCUUUGUACAUAAAGUAUAGGCAUGUAUACCAUAUUAAAAACAUAACCUUUGUUUCUAAUUAUAUAUGCCAAUUCAUUAGCUGCCAUGUUGUAAUUGUAAUUUUUAGUUCAAACACUUAAUAAAAGCUUCAGGCUGUUUGUGUAGCUAGUCGACACAAGUUAUGUUAAA
Messenger RNA from Mercurialis annua (annual mercury), 2285 nucleotides. RefSeq names its product DNA polymerase kappa. Bases 43 to 2091 code for a protein of 682 amino acids. Gene Ontology annotation, biological process: error-prone translesion synthesis. NCBI's taxonomy places the organism in Eukaryota, Viridiplantae, Streptophyta, Magnoliopsida, Malpighiales, Euphorbiaceae. Gene Ontology annotation, cellular component: nucleus. The record is from RefSeq and is a predicted model, not a curated record. Gene Ontology annotation, molecular function: damaged DNA binding; DNA-directed DNA polymerase activity. The transcript is spliced from 13 exons.